Messenger RNA from Cyprinus carpio (common carp), 479 nucleotides. It is a transcript of the gene rexo5, whose product is annotated as RNA exonuclease 5-like. NCBI's taxonomy places the organism in Eukaryota, Metazoa, Chordata, Actinopteri, Cypriniformes, Cyprinidae. Gene Ontology annotation, cellular component: nucleus. The transcript has 3 exons. Bases 18 to 479 code for a protein of 153 amino acids. The record is from RefSeq and is a predicted model, not a curated record. Gene Ontology annotation, molecular function: RNA binding; exonuclease activity.
AUGCGGAGGUAGUGUUUAUGCAUCUUGAAGGAGCUCAGCUCGCUCUUGAACAUCUGAAUGGACUCCAGAUCAACGGCUGCAUCAUCAAGGCGCGGCGUCCCGUACACGAGCUGUGUCUGGACCUGGACGAGCGUCUCUCUGAGCGUCAGAACGAUCCUGUGAACGCUCGCCUCAUCUACGUGAGUAAUCUGUCCUCCAAACCGCAUCGCCAUGAAGACCAGCUCCAGACCUUCAGACAGUUCGGUGCUAUUCAGUGCGUCACGAGCGCCGCAGAGCAUGCUGGGAAGCGCGGCAGACACGCCUUCAUCAGGUUCGAGUGCGCUGACAGUGCUCAGGCCGCGGUGGGCGUCGACCUCCAGAUCGGAAACAGGAAGCUCUCAGUGUGUCACGCUCUGACUCCGCCACACAACACCACAUACACACCCCCCUACAACACAAAAAACCACACAAAACACAUAACAGGGGGAGGAGUGGAGUGA